Molecule: messenger RNA, 1759 nt
Organism: Drosophila hydei
Lineage: Eukaryota; Metazoa; Arthropoda; Insecta; Diptera; Drosophilidae
Product: probable basic-leucine zipper transcription factor R
Exons: 3
Coding region: 381-1505 (374 amino acids)
Source: RefSeq, a predicted model, not a curated record
GCAGGGCUGCCAGAGUGAGCUAAAAAUUGUUGCGUAUGCGUGUGCGAAGCAUAUGCAUAGCAUAUUUUAUUGUUUAAAACAAUCUAUUUGUGCAAAAAGUUGUGCAAAAACAUAUGUAGAACUUAUGUCUGAUACAAGUGCUCUGGAAUUAUGUAUCAGUUGUAGUGCGAGCUGCAGUAGCAGGCGCAAAAGAAGAAAGUGAAGCGCUACAACAACAACAACAGCAGCAGCAGCAGCAACAACAAAAAACAGCAGCAACAAAUUUUGUAAAAGCGAAAAAGAAAAUUAGACAUACAUAUAUUUGUACACAAUCAAACGCACACGCAACGUGCUCGCAACAGCCCAAUAAAAAAUUCAAGGAAGAAAAUAAAGCGAUUGCAAUGUCCAAUGGAGACGAUGUGCUAGACAACUGGGAAGAAAUUGACGAGGCAGGCCUUUGCAUGACGCUGCAAACGAAAUUGCAAACCGCCAACGACGACGCCAGUAGCAAAUUUAAGCCCGCCUCAACAACUGAGACAGCAGCCUCUAGCAAAAUGAAAUUACUUCAACGGCCACAGGGUCUGCAGGAGAGCAGUGGCUCGACUUCCACAGUCGUUGCGGUGGCGCCCAAACAAAUCAUGAUUGCCAAGAAGCCAACGUCAGCGAGCUCAUUGGAUGACGAAUCGAGCACGCCUCCCGUUAUGAUGGUGCUGCACAAGUCGAACAGCGAGUAUGAUGCUGCCAACUAUGCCACGCCUAUUAGUAAUCAAACGGUCAAAAUAUUGCGACGACCCGCACAGGCCGAAGAGCGUCGCGAUACUAAUGGCAUACGACCCAAGCAGCCCAUCAAAACGCUGCAACAGCGUGAACAGGAAUACGCACAGGCCCGUCUCCGAAUACUCGGAAGCGCCAAAAAUCCAGAGGACGAUAAACCUGCUGCGGCCGCAACGCUGGUGGUGCUAUCAACCCAAGUGCAGCCGGAGGUGACGACAACGCCGGCAUUCAACUUCAAUAACAAUAAUAACAACAGUGGCAUUCAGUCAGUUAGUAAUGCGCCUGGCAUGCAUCGUUCCACGUCGGCGCCAAAGAUGUCGCAAACACCGCCCAUCUACAACAAUUACAACAAUUACUAUCAGCCGCCGCCAAACACAACUGCCAUGGGCUAUUUCUAUCAGCAGACACCGUCGAUGCAUCAGCCACACCAACAGCAGCAGCAUCAGCAUCAGCAAACGUCGCCACAAUCGCUGGCGCACUACAAUCAACGCUUGUCGCAAUACAUGACAGGCGCCACUGUGACAGCAGCAGCAGCUGCAACCGCCAAUCCUCAACAGAGUUGGUCACCGGUUGUGGGUGGCAGCGUUUCGGCGGCGCUGUUGCGCCAACAAUCGUUGCAUACACCAUCGUUGCAACAGCAUCAGGCACAGCCACCGCCGCCCCAAUAUGCGCAUCCAUACAAUGAUAACGUUUUGCGGCUGCCACGUGGUCCGUGCCCCAACGGCACAAUUGGUUUUCAGAUGCGUCGGUAACAGGCGGCUGGAUGGAUGCGACAGAAUUAUCUAUUAUUUCAAUUAUCCCAUGCCAAUUGAACGCAUGCAUUCAAAAUUGUCAUUUCUGAGAUUGCAUUAAGUAAUUUGUUUUGCUUUAUAUAUUUAUUCAUUUUUACAUGUGGCACAUUUAAGCGCUGCAAUCAACCAACUAUGUAAACAAAUUUAUGACGGAGUUUGGUAGUUAUCUUGUAAAUUUACAAACAAAAACAUCAACAACAAAAAAGAAAAUUACA